AGCGGUGCAAGCUAAACGGAUGCUCAAAAGUCAAAACCAUCUAUGAGGCAACUACCUUCAUGUUUGCUGUUGUUACCGGUCUUACCGGAGGAACUCAUCUUGGAAAUCCUUUUUAGGGUUCCGGUGAGAUUCCUUAAAAGAUUCAUGUGCGUGUGCAAAUCAUGGAAAACACUAAUCUCCAGUUCCCAAUUCGAAAAGGAGCACUUUCGCACCUCAUUCUCUGUUACAAGCAUGACCCACCAACGAUUGGUUACUUUAACCAAUGAUGACUGGAAAUCAAUAACAACAUGUUCUAUGCGGUCAUUGUUCGAAGACCUAUUAGUCCCUCCAAAAACCGUUAGCUUAAGGGUGGAACCCAGGUGGGUAUAUAUUAUAGGGUCGUGCAAUGGGUUGUUGUGUUUAUCUGAUGAUUUUGGUUUAUUCAAAUUGAGGAACCCGUUUACCGGAUCAGCAUCCAAGAGAUCGCCAACCAUUGAUGUGAUGUGGCGUACCAUCUCACAGUAUGGUUUCGGUUAUGAUCAAGUUAACGACAAGUACAAAGUGCUAAUUACUUCUAACGGCGAGACCAAAGUUCAUACCUUUGGUACUAAUUAUUGGACAACUAUUCAGACUUUCCCGUCUGCGCUACCGCCAGAAUGUUGGGAUAAAGUAGGACAAUUUGUGAGUGGUGCUCUUAAUUGGUUGGUUUUGGAAAGAGAUCGUAUUAUUUCCUUUGAUUUGGAGAAGGAGACUUAUGGUGAAGUGUUGCUUCCUCACAAUAUGGAUGGUGACCUCCCCUGCAAUCAUGUGCUUCAUGUCUUGAAUAACUGUCUUUGUUUGUGUUACUUUACUGAUAUUCAUUGCGUCGUGUGGUUGAUGAAAAAGUACGGUAUUCAAGAGUCUUGGACUAAAAUGAUGUUGAUCCCUCAUUACAAGAUUCCUGUGCGCAAUAAUAAUGCUUCUUUUCGCGUUCGCCCUUUGUGCAUUUCAGAAAAUGGCGUUGUUUUGUUGGAAACUAAUGAAAACCAAUUAGUUAUGUAUGACACAAAGAAUGGCGAGGUGUAUUAUCCUAGUAAGAUCUUCGGAACGUAUCGAGUUGAUAUACAUAUAUACCAUGAGAGUUAUGCUCCUGAACUUGCACCUAAAGUCAGGAAGGGUUGUCGGAGCAAUGGAUGCAAAAAUCCACCUGUUGGCAAAUUUGGAUAUUGUGACUUUCACAGGUCAAAGUCACAGGCUAGGCAGCGUAAGAGGGCUGCGAAGAGACGUAAACUAGAGGACACUGCUCAUCCUGCUGCUAUUGAAUGAAAGUACUAAACAUAGAGAACAUGAAAAUGCCUGGAGUUUGGAUCUUUAUGUUAGUCCUUUUGAUUUUUGAAUCACAGUUUUCAUUUUAUAUCAUGGUUUUUAGAAAAACUUCUGUGCAAGUGUGUUUGCUCUAUUUGCUCUGUUUCCAGGAUUGCUAUGUUUGCUCUGUUUGCAAGCAAUUUUGACAUAUUACUUUCCUAGUGGUAUUUUCAACACAAUAAUCAA
This is a messenger RNA of Lotus japonicus, 1509 nucleotides long. RefSeq names its product F-box/kelch-repeat protein At3g23880-like. NCBI's taxonomy places the organism in Eukaryota, Viridiplantae, Streptophyta, Magnoliopsida, Fabales, Fabaceae. The coding region runs from base 43 to 1284 and encodes 413 amino acids. Gene Ontology annotation, molecular function: protein binding. The transcript has 2 exons. The record is from RefSeq and is a predicted model, not a curated record.